Messenger RNA from Caenorhabditis sp. 36 PRJEB53466, 7445 nucleotides. Lineage: Eukaryota; Metazoa; Nematoda; Chromadorea; Rhabditida; Rhabditidae. The record is from the annotation of a GenBank genome assembly.
AUGAACGAUUGCAAACGGUUCGAGGCGAACAUUUUCAACAAUGGAAAAUGCAAAAAUUGCUACAAAUCCAAACAGAAUCACUCGUCCGAGUCGAUCGAAAACGCAAAGGUACGUGAAUAUUCCACAGAAUUACAGUAGUUUUUGUGCUGUUUUCGUGGCGAGACCCAUGUUUUUUUGCAUCCUGUCCGACCAUUCCCGUUUGUUGUGAGAUUCGAAGAGAAAUGUACCGUUUCUGUAGUCAGUCAUCAAAAGAGAGAGAGAGAGAGGGUCUGAAAAGGACACACAAACAUUGUCGUUUCCACUCUCGCUCUCUCUCUCUCUCUUUCGUCUCCUUCUCGCAUUGAUAACAUUGCCUUUUUUGGCAACUUUCCGAUUUCCCCCAUUCAAAAGUAUUUUCGUUGUCUCGAAUUUCCCAUUAAAAGUCUAAAUUUAGAAUGAAAUGGCGAGAAGUUCUGUUUGGAAAACAAUUGGAGACGUGUGCGAAUCGGGUGACAUCAUCCUUUUUGAACGUUCUCGCCGAACUGCUUCAAUUACAGUCGCUCUUCCAUUUUUACUCAUUUUUUGACGAACCGCCGUUCUUAUUCACGCUCAUUGAGUGAUUUUCACAAAAAAUUCAUUAAGACUCGAUUUUCAACAAAAUGUGUUCUGCUCGGAACCUAAAUUUGCAAGUUGAGUACUGUUAAUACAUGCCGAUCCACGAGAAUCGGCGGUUCCACUUGAAUAGUCCUCUUUCUCUCUCUCUCUCUUUCUCUCUCUCUCUCUCUCCUUCUCCUUCUCCCUCUCGCAUCACACCUCGGCCCAUUUCCCAUCACCUCCUUAUCCCUUUUUCGUUCCCCUUUCCACGUGUUUUUCUGCCGUCGCGUCCGCAUCCAUCCGAGCAAUUAUGCUCUGCUUCUCUCGUCGGCUCUCUCCGUCUCGCACACUCUCUCGCUCAUUCACUGCUUCCACCAUAAAACUGCGCACUUUCGGUCGUUGGGACACCCAGAAAGCAUUGAUUCCGUCUCCAUUUUCCAUCCUUGUUGUUUAUUUAUUCAGCAGCCGUACUCUAUUCCUUUUUCGUCUUCUUCCUUCUCUUCUUCUUCAGUCACUUCUUUUUUGAUGUCUCUGUGACCCGAUUAAUUGGCUUCAAUUUCGAACACUUCAACAAGUAGCGGUUUUUGACAUUCAAAAGAGUGAGAAGGAAGAGAAGAGACGUCUCGCGUUCUUGACUUUUUCAAGGAUGCGCACGUCGAGAGUCAGGCAGAAAGAAAGAGUUUCCCAGAAAGUUCGUCUUCUUUUUCGCAGAGUUUCAAACCUCUAACCAGCAUUUUUUAGACGUUCGGUUAAAUUGAGUGAAUACUCUUGAACCGCUAAUUUCAAGUUCUACGGGCUCCAGUGUGUCAUUUCGCAAUUUCUGUGAAAUCACAGUGUGAAUGAAUUAAUUAAGAGCGCAAUCACCAGAGAUUGGCGAUCCUCCGAUUCCCGUCCUCUUCUGUCAAUUAUGAUUUCCUUUCGCUUCCAACCACACCGCUUCGCUUCUUCUCCGUUAUCAAUGAUUGCGUGUGCGUGGUUCGCGAACAUGCGGCUGAUGAUCUCGUGCGAAUGUCCCCCCGGGGCGCUGUGUUCACUUUCCUCGCAAUGACCUGCUUUCUAACUCAUUUCUCUUGUUUUCGACAUUACCCUUCCUCUUCGCCCGGUCUUCCAUUCGCAUCCAUCCGCCUACUUUUCACUAAUUUCUCUGCGCUUCUUCAUUUUCCAUCCGUUUCCAAAUAGGUAAUGAGUAGGACCGAUCCCUGCUUCUUCUCGUCUCGUCCCUAAACGCUUUUGUGGUUUCUUCGAACUGUGGGCGAUAAUUGUCGAAAACGAGACGACGUGGCUUUUUCGUUCUCUUUUCUUCUUCUCGUCCCGCCAGCUUUAUUAUUGUUUUCUGUGUUUUCUGUGUUGUCAUCGAACACAAAAAAGACGGAAGAAGAAGGAAAAGAAAAAGAAGAAGAGUAAUCCUAUUCCAUUCUGAAUUUUUGUGCCGCCGGUCCGGUAGCCGGUCGCCACGAAGAAUGGAUAGUUUCGAAAGAAAGAGAGAGAGAACCGAUCUGUUUGUUUGUUUGUUGGAAUUCGAUUCUCGUCCAGCUCAUGUUUGUUUUGACUAUGCAAAAGAGAAAAGAGAGAAAGCCGAAAGUACAUUGGAAUAAUGCUCCGGAUAGAAUAAUGCUCCGCUGCAAGUGCGCUUUAAUGAUAAACGUCCACGCUGUGACUCAGUGCGGAUCGCUUUCUUCUCGACAUCCUCUCAUAAUUUUCUCAUUAUUGAUUCUGCGCCUUUAAUAACUACCGUACUACUCGCGCUCAUCAGAAACUCAAUUUUUGGAAAUUUUCCCAAUUAUUUCUUCAGCCAGGAUUUAGAAACCUGUUGAAUUUCACUUUUCUUCCGAUUUUUUAAAGCUCUACGUUUCUAUUAGUGGCGCAGAGUAAGAACUCGACUAACUUUUCCAAUAUCGCAUAAAUCGACGCGGAGGAGAGCUGUAGAGCGUAAUUAUCAGAAUUUUGCUGUGUUAAUGUAGCUUUUCCGCCAUUUCUGUUUGAAUGUAUUAUUUGGAAGGGAACCUCUAAUUUAAAUGCAGUCGAACAAAAAAAGAUCAGUUUUGAAUAAAAUUUCGGGCGUUUCAGAGUAUUUUAAAGCGUUUCCUUCCGUUUCACUGAAAAAGCUUGAAUUCGCCGCCGAAACAUCGCUGAUCCCUCCGACAGAACUUCGUCUUGCUCAACUUUCGUUUCGAAUGCUCAUUUUUCAAGUUAAUCCUCUUGGCAAACAUUAACCCACCAUUAAUUAAACACUAUUUGCUCAUUAAAAAGUUUCGCAGACUGAGAGCGAGUUCCUUCUCUCUAGUGAGCUUUCCAUCAAACUACCGUACUCUUGAUUGACCCUUUCUAAGCGUCUCGUCUUGAGCCCGAGAUUAGUACUAUUCCCCCUUCUUCUUCCAAAGUAAACUAUAUCACAGAUUUCUGCAAUUAAGCCCUCCAAUCCAUCAUCAUCAUCAUCAUCUUCCUCCUCAUAAUCUUUGUACGAUGUGAAGGGGGGGACGGCGGGCAUAUCCGUAUAAUAACAGUUGCCGGGCCCUCGAUGCGCUUCCCUUUUCCUUCCAUUUCCAAUCGGUCUCUCUCUUUGAUAUAUAAUAAUAAAACGAUGAUGGUGGACGGGCCGAACGAAGAACUAGUUCCCCUUCGGUCUCUCCUCGCACGGCUUCCCCUCUCCUUCGCUCGCUCACAUCUCUUUUCAUCUGGAUGAUUCCCGAAAACACUUGCGUGUGAGGGAGGAGGAAUGACCAAAACAUUGUACUUCGCAUCUCGCUAAUAUCGCUUCAUGUUUCAGAUGAAUCGCAAAGUCACCGCGUGCGGAUUUCUUUAUGUCGCUCCGCCGAACUUGGACUUUUCCAUGCAGAGCCACUCGGCAAAGGUCAGUUAGGAAAAAGAGGGGGAAGAAGUUGAGUUGAGCAAAGAGUUUCAGAGAUGGCAACGCAGAUGGUUCACUUUAUUCGAUUCCGGCGAUUUGACAUAUGCGAUUGACAACAGUGUAAGUAUUUGGUCUGAAAUUAUCUGAAGUUAAUUUUGAUGCUUUCAGAUGGACACUCUUCCCCAACUGAGCAUAGACAUGUCGCUCUGUUACCGUGUCUGCGAAGCCCACGCAAUCACCGGCAACGCCCACUCGAUUCUUCUCGCUUUUAAUAAAACACGUGAGGAACAGCCGUCGAUAAUCUACAUAAAAGCGGACACGACCGAAGAGAUCCGCUGGUGGCAGAACAACCUGAGCAAGUACGCCAACUCGCAGAACGUGACGAUCCGGCCGCCGAGAAGGGGGAUCGGCGAGUUGCCGAUGAGCGAGGAUACGAUGAAGGACGUGCCCUCGUGCACUUCCUCCCGGUGCCCGUCGCCUGUCGAACGACUCGAAGUCGACCGAAUGAUUGAGGGAAAAGAGCUGAGGGGAUCGGUGCGGAGUGUCAAGCAAAGGAGUGUUCGCGACGAGAAGAAGGACUCCGAUGAGUCUCUUCCCUCACCGUCCGCCCUCCCGACCACCGCCAACGUCGUCAUCAAUGUUCCGGUGAACGCGUGCUCUCCUUCGUCCCGAGAAGAGCCCACUCCCACGAGCACCACCACAUCCGCCACCACGCCGACCAUUUCGACGGCGCCCACUCAGAAACUGAACAUUGACAUCUCGAAUGUGCACACUCUGCGGAAAGGAUGGCUGAUGUUGAGGGGCAAAUCGGACAACGACUGGUGCAAACAUUGGGUCGUACUUGCCGGAUUACAACUGAAACUGUAUAAGGAUGUAUGGGCAGAGGAUUCGACGGAACCACUGCUGACGGUCGAUUUGUCGCAGUGCGAGAACGUUUAUCCGUCGGCCAGCGCGAGAAAUUACGGUAUUGAAAUUAAGGUGAGCGCUUUCAUAUUAGAACUCUUCCGAAUCGUCUUCUUUUUCAGUGCCGCCGCAGCCGCUACGUGCUGUCCGCAAUGACGCCCGGAAUCCGUGACUCGUGGGUCUCUGCCCUCCAACAAAACCGUCAUCAUCCGUCGCCGACAUUCACGGAAACCUUCUCCAAUGACGCAAACAGCCUGGCCGACAGCUCCGACAUCCUCGGACUUCCGGUCAAGAAGAAGCACAUCGCCUACGUGGCUCCAGAAUCGCAUCACUCGAACUCGAUGAUGGAUGAGCACAGUUCGACGGAGUUGGAAGAAGAAGAGCACAACACGAACACAGCGAGAAGACGAAGAAGCCGACGAGUGGGGAGCCGAACGUCCGAAAGUGCGGAUCCACGUGGCAGAGGACGCGGGGAGAGUCUCUCACCUUCGGUGCGAAGGAGUCCAGUGGCGAGAAUCAAGGAACGGAGGGGCGAUAUGAGGCAGAGGUGAGUACAGUAACCACAGCGGACUGCUGAAGUUACAAUACUUCCAGAAACGCCUCCAACUCAUCGGCCGCAUCUCUUCAGGAGAAACCGGGUCGCGAGGAAAUACAGGUGAUCUUCACUUUCUUUUGAUUAAAACCAACACUCUCUCAUCAACUUUGAGCUCUUUCAAAAUGUUUUCUCGAGAAAAAAGUACAUAUGUGUUUGCGGCCUUUGCUCGGAGAGCAUCUGCUUCCGCCACACACACACGUGUUUCGCAUUCUCAUCUUUCCCGCCGUCGUCGUGCGAAACCCAAUUGUCAUCAUCAUUGUUUCCACGGAGCGGGGAAAAACUUAUUCCUCCCAUCUUUUCUUUUCCUACCCUCGAAAUUCGUACCCGUCCCUGCUUGUAUUCAUGAAGAAUCAGCCGGAAGAUCCGUUCGAGCGGGUCAUUCGAAACCUCCAACUCAUUGCCGAUCCGUUUCAGAGACAAAUCGGAACCGCCAGCCGGAUAAGCAGUGAUGAGACGAGACUCAGAUCGCUCGAGCAGCAGGUGAGACUGGGAAAGGGUACGGAGCGGGUCAUAACUAAGGAUUCUUUAGGUGGAGAACCUCAGAAGUCAGUUGGAUGAAGCGAAGGAUGACUCGACAAAAAGGAAGAGAGAUGCCGUGAAUCAGGAGAUCAAGGAGUUGAGAAUGACUUUGAAGUCGUCCGAAGACGAACUUCAGCGUUAUCGAAAAGAAGUGGAUACUCUCAGAAGACAGAUCACUCAGAACACGCAGACGUGAGUUCCUCCAGCAACCGUUCAGGACACAAACCAGUUUCAUUUCAGUGUCACCCUUCAACGUGCCAUCCUCUCCACCCUUCGAACUCAGCUCUCCGCUCUUUCCUCGUUGCUCCGCUCCAGUCUUUUCCUUGGAGCCAGUGAUCUCUUCGACUCUCUCGACACAAUCCUCGAUCGUAUUUCAGUGGAUUUGAACUUGGAGCAGACGGAAGACGUGCUCCGGCAGACCACCGAUCUCUUCGAGAGAGUCUCGUCGGCCGUGACAAUUCCAUACCUCUCUGACUCGUGGACUAUGACAGAGCCGGAGAAAGAGCCGAGAGAACGGACUCCUGGGGAUGAAGUGGAGGAAAAGAUCCGGGAAAUUCGAAGGAAUCACACUUCGGAAGUGGAUUCUAUCAAAUCGCAAUGCGAGCAAAGACUUGCAGUGCUCAAGGAAAGAGCCGAACGGGAGGAAGGAAGACGGAAGAAGCUGCAGGAGCAACUGGUGAUGGCGAGCACUCGGAGUGACGAGUCGAUCAGCUCGGUCAGAACCUCCUUCUCUCAAAUGCUCAACGAGCAGAGGAAGGCGUUCGACGACGAGCUGGAAAGUGUGAAAAAGGAGCACGAGGAGAGGUUGAUGGAGGAGAAACACGCGACGAGAUUGGCUCUGGAGGCUGUCAGAAGAGCGCACGAGGAGGAUCUGAAGAACGUGGCGGAGAAGAGCAAGAGCGGAGAGGGCAGCAGUAUCGGCCGACAGAGCGAGAUCUUCGACGAAAUGCGCGAAGAGUUGAUCAACGUGUGCGCCCUCUACUCGGCCAAAUGCGUCGAGAACUCGCAGCUCGACGAGCAACUCGCCAAUCUGAUCAGCGAGAAAGAAGCCAGUGUGUGAGUACCAUCGAUUUCCUCACUUUCCAUAUUUUGCAUUCUAACUCUCUCUCUUUUUGGCUUCAAAACGCUUUCCGCUUUUUCAGGGAACUCUCAAUUGAAAAUGAGAAACUUCGCUCGGAAAUCGACCGAAAAACGAAAGAAAUCAGCGAUUUGACGAGGAAAAUGAACAACUACGAGAAGUUGAGCCAAUCGAGGACAGGUAAAUCGAGAGCCCCUUUUCCUUGACUCAUAAUAAUAAUAAUAAUAAUACUGAAAUCCCUGAAAACUCGCCAGUUAGCCACAUUUCCUCUCGUUUUCCAGGUUCCUGUAGUAGUAUUUCAAUGCCACGGUGAGUGAGACAAAACGGUUUGCGCGGGCUCUUUCCUUUCGUUCCUCUCUUUUCCCCCGCAUGUCGUUUCCAUAACUCUCCUUUCGCUACUGUGCUGCCCUUCUUUUCAUUUCCCUUUCUUCCCGAUGUUCGGUUGCAUUCGAGUACUACUAUCGUCGUUGUGGAUUAUAGAGAAUGCUUGAGUUUAGUUUACAGAAACCAACAACUAAAAACGUUUUGGGUGUAAAGUGUAACGGCUUUCAAACUUUCCGCUUUUUUCGAGUAAUAAUCGUUUCGUUUUCCCGUUGUAUGCUCUGAAUGUGAACAGACGAUAGUGACAAAUAAUCCUCUAAAAAUUAAGAUUUUACGGAUCGUUUUCAGACCCCGAAGUGUUAGCCGGUACGACAGUCUCGCGCGCGCGUCGCGAAAAACAGAAGAAACGAAAUCGUCGUCAUGGUGAGUGUCAUGGCAUUCGACAUAAACAAUUUCAACCAAGAACUAUUGCAGACGUGCGUUUCCACAGUAACCCGAUCGAUGUGCCUCAACAUCUGAUCGAAGACGUCCGCCGUUCGAUGGCCGUGCCGGUCUCCGAACGUCGCAAGUUCUUCGAGCACAUCGCCGAAUACAGUACUCCCUUCUAG